CUUUAUUUUCCUUUGCAACAGAAACUAUUUUCCCACCAGUUUUCGGUCGGCGUUUGCAAGCACAAGUUGUAAAACGAGGCGAAAAGAUUAUAAUGGAAGUUGAGGUAACCGGUUUGCCAGAACCAACAGUUGUAUGGAUGAAGGACGAUAAACCAAUACAAGAAGCGGGUGUAUCACAGCACCGUCUGCUUUCACAAGGCAACUCCUACAAACUGAUCAUUGAGAAGGGAGAAUCCAGUGACUCAGGCAAAUAUAUGGUAAAGGCCACCAACGCCGGUGGUGAAGCGAAGAGCAUUGCCGAUUGUGCGAUACUCGAACCGACACCAGAACGUUUGCAGGAAGUUGUCAAGACUAUCCUUUAUGAAACACCAACUAAUUUAAAAACUGAAGUAAGUCUGCAUGUUCACUCUUUCACAAAGACUUAAUAUGUAAUAAAAAGUGACAACGAAUUUCACUAUCGAAUUUCAUUU
This is a messenger RNA of Rhagoletis zephyria (snowberry fruit fly), 470 nucleotides long. Its product is annotated as myosin-binding protein C, slow-type-like. Gene Ontology annotation, molecular function: axon guidance receptor activity. Lineage: Eukaryota; Metazoa; Arthropoda; Insecta; Diptera; Tephritidae. The record is from RefSeq and is a predicted model, not a curated record. Gene Ontology annotation, cellular component: neuronal cell body; plasma membrane; axon. Gene Ontology annotation, biological process: homophilic cell-cell adhesion; synapse organization.